Molecule: messenger RNA, 4952 nt
Organism: Plectropomus leopardus (leopard coralgrouper)
Lineage: Eukaryota; Metazoa; Chordata; Actinopteri; Perciformes; Serranidae
Gene: igfbp5b
Product: insulin-like growth factor binding protein 5b
Biological process (GO): regulation of insulin-like growth factor receptor signaling pathway
Cellular component (GO): extracellular region
Molecular function (GO): insulin-like growth factor I binding; insulin-like growth factor II binding; fibronectin binding
Source: RefSeq, a predicted model, not a curated record
UGCUCAGGAAACUUCUGCUGGAGAAAGUACUGGAGUCCAAACUGAAGGGGAGACAGAUUUUGUGCAAAGCUUUGCUCCUGCAGAGGACAUCUCGGGAAAAAAACACAUAUAUUUCAAAAUUGCUCAUUUUUUGCAGGGUGCACUGCGCAAAGCCUGUAAUUAAUGUUUUUGAAACAGAUAGCAACACUCUUGGAUAAAGACUCUUGGCUUUAGCUUUAAAAAUCGGAUUAUCUGACUGAGGCAUUGUGCUCAUUAGCCCAGUCUACUUUUUUACCCCCUCCUCUUCGCAUUUUGAGGUUUAUGCUAUAACUUGAAGAGAGCACCAACAAUGUUUCUGAGUUUUUGCCUCUUGGUGACAUUUAUCUUGGGACUGUCCGGGUGCUUGGGCUCAUACGUGCCGUGCGAGCCUUGUGACCAGAAGGCGCUGUCCAUGUGCCCUCCGGUCCCGGUCGGCUGCCAGCUGGUCAAGGAGCCGGGCUGCGGCUGCUGCCUAACAUGCGCCCUGUCUGAGGGACAGGCGUGCGGCGUUUACACCGGGACAUGCACCCAGGGCCUCCGCUGUCUGCCGAGGAGCGGGGAGGAGAAACCCCUGCACGCCCUUCUCCACGGCAGGGGAGUGUGCACCAACGAGAAAGGAUACAAACCUGUGCACCCGCCCAUAGAUCGCGAGUCUCGGGAACAUGAGGACACCAUAACCCCAGAGAUUACAGAGGAGCUGCAGCCAGCUAAAGUGCCACUCCUUCCCAAAGACAUUGUGAACAGUAAAAAAGUCCAUGCUCUGCGCAAGGAGCAGAAGAGGAAGCUCGGCAAGCAGCGCUCCAUGGGCUCCCCCAUGGACUACUCCCCUCUGCCCAUUGACAAGCAUGAGCCUGAAUUUGGCCCAUGCAGGAGAAAACUGGAUGGGAUCAUUCAGGGAAUGAAGGAUACUUCACGUGUAAUGGCUCUGUCUUUGUACCUCCCCAACUGUGACAGAAAAGGAUUCUUCAAGCGCAAGCAGUGCAAGCCAUCUCGCGGCCGCAAACGAGGCAUCUGCUGGUGUGUGGACAAGUACGGCGUCCAGCUCCCCGGCACAGACUACAGCGGAGGGGACAUUCAAUGUAAAGACCUGGAGAGCAGCAACAACAACGAGUGACAAGGGGUGGACCACCCUUGACUACCCCCUACCCCUUCACCCCUAACCACCACGUGACCCAGGGCCCAUGCCUCCUCUCUGAAUCACAUCUGUAUGCUCCGCCCUCCAUUCACUUCAAGAUUUUUUUGUUUUUUCAAAUUGAAAAAAAAGGAAGAGAAAAAAAAUUCAAACGAAAGAACAGGCUGAAAAAGAGACACCUGUGUUUUUAUUUUAUUUUUUCUUUUCUUUUCUGUUGUUGACCAAGCACUCAUCUCCGAACGAGGGGAUAAGUCCCAGAAGAUUCACUAGAUCCCUUGACUAUUGCUCAUGGGACCCCUUUGUACGAGGCGGGUCCCCUGGCUGCAGAUCCAUGAAAAUAUAUGCACACUAUGGAUAUAUUUUUAUAGAAGCUGGGGGUUUCAAUACAACACUUUGUAUGAUGUAAAAAUUAACACAAAAUCAUUGUGAAGAAACAAAAAGUAUCAGGCACAUUGAUUGAAAACAGAUCAGUUUUAGGCUGUGGAACAUGAUGCCACUGUGGAACUGACGAUUGGCAGAGUAAUUUGGUUUUUUUGUCUGUUUUCCAAAAGAAAAAAAAAGAAACAAUAGAUAGGGAUAUGCUGUAACAGUUGACUCUAUCUGGGUAUGUGGUUCUGUCAGAGCACUUAUGAAUAGGGGAACCUGCUUAGAUAUGUGUAACUUCACAAAAUGAUGCGUGCUUGAAUGCGUGUAUGUGUACAGUGCGUGCGUGUGGUAUGUAUCCGCCUGUGUAUGAUGGAGUGAGCCUAUUACAAAAAGAAUGUCCUUUUUUUCUUUCUCUUUUGUUUGAUUUUGUCACAACAAGUGUUGCUAACGCUUGAAGUGGUCUUGGGGCUGGCCUUCUCUAUAACCGAUGUAAAGUAUGUCUCGGGACACGGAGCGUUUGGAAACAAAAAGAGUACACAGAUCGUCACAGAUGAACCUAUGUAAGUGGCUCUUCGACAAUGUAGCUAGCCUGAUAUGCCAACUGUGCCUAUUUAAACAGACACUGCCAUGCACGGCGACACAGAGCUUAGAGAGCGCUGACUCCACCGGUGAAAUAAAGAUGAGUGUUUUUCAUCUCAAGUGAUGGGACUCAAGUUUCGAUCUUUAGAGCUGAGUGCGUAAUCAAACUUGCCAGUCGGGCCAGUUGCUUCUCUGAUUCAGUUGUGUGAAGUGUAGUUUUGUAUGGUUUUGUUUGUGCUGUUUUCUUUGCCUUCAGUGAAGUAAAGACCGCCCACUUUUGAGCCAUGUUCCUUUUAUCAAGUGGUUUCCCCUCAGUACUGCUACUACAGUGUAACCAUGGUGUAUUACAUUACUUUUAAAUAUAGUUAUUGAAUGUUGUUUUUCCUGUAGAAACAUAGUAUGACAAUGAUGUAAUUGUGCUUGGAGAAAAAAAUAAGAUUUUUAGCCUGUAAAGAAUUUGAAUAGGUCCUUGUAGCCUGUCAGGAGAAUGACCCCGAGUCAUUAUACUACAGGGCAGUCAAAGAAGCUAACCCUCUGGAACCCUUACAUGCCUCCAUGUUAUACAUCUAAGGGGGGCGUGAUCAAAACAAAAAAGGUUACAGGUUACAACAGGGUCAUUUAAAAGUUGUUCUCUCUCUGUGUGCAAGUCACAGUGCCUUCCUACAUGCAAAUACAUUUAAAUUGUGACGUGAAAGUGACACGGAUAUCAUACGGGGAAAUGUCCUUCUGUCAGACACCCCAUGCCACUGAUGCUUCACUGAAAAAAGAAACUAUUUGUUUGAACUUAAAAAAAGUGAAUUUCUGGGGCUGUCUUCAAAUUUUAAGUUACCUGAAUUUAACAAGUUGAAGUAAUUUUGUGAUGAUUUAACUUUCAAAAUUCAGUCAACUUAAAAACUUAAUGCAGCCCCUAAUACGAACUUUUUGUCUGAGCUUUCUUAAAUUUGAAGUUGCCCUAAAUUUGAGAAAACAAGUGAGGUAAUUGUAUUCUUGGUUCAAUUAGUCUUUUCAAAUUCAGUCAACUUGAAAAAUUUAAGGCAGCUGUGAUACUAACUUUUUUUUAGGUUAAUACAAAUACAUUCUUCUAUUAUAUUGAUACAACAGUCAAGAGGUCUAGGUUUAGUUUUGAGUGAGAGAAGAACAAUGAAUGUGGUAGGUCCUGUAAGCAAAUUUGCAAAUUUUUGAAUAGCAAAACACCCACCUUACUCUACCUAUGAUUAGCUUGUACUUGUUGCCCUCGUUGGUUGGAUUGGUUAGGUUUAGGCAAGAAUGUCAAGGUAAACAACAGAAGUGUUAACCAACUUAAAAUAGUUAUUUCAGUCAGUAACAUACAUUUUUCAAAUCAAAUCAAGUUUAUAAGUUUGAUCAACAAACUGCUUUGAAAUUGAGUUGAACAAACUUAAUUCAUUUAUGUGUUACCGAUUUAUGUGCUUAUUUUAAGUUGGUUAACAAUUCUAUUUUUUUCAGUGCAAUUAGAGGCAGAGUAAGGCAGGCUAUUCCUUUGCUAUCCUAGAAAAUGCAAAUUCGCAUCCUGUAAAUGGUUUCAGCAAUGCAUAGCAAACCCAAUUGUAAUCUCCGCCUGUACCUCGGGGGCAAUUCUGGACAAGAGUGAUGUAUGAGGCAACUGCUGUGUAUCUGCAGCCAGUCAAACCUCCAUCUUCUCUUUCUUUGACAACCAAUAAGCUAAGAUUCUUGCUUUUUUUCAUGUGAAUGCCAAUGUAUAUGAUUGCCAGAGAGGGGAAGCCAAAGGAUGCUUGGAGGUUACUCAAAAAAAAAAAAAAAAAGAUAUGUGCAUCCUAAAUGGCUUCCAGUUGUGAAUAUAUUAUCAAGGCUCCUCGCCCCACUUCCAACACCAAAUCCCCACUACCACUUUGGAAAAAAAAGCAGCUUGCACUUAUUUCAGUUACUCACUAUUGAUAUUGACACACAACAACAUCCUAAGAUGUGGUAUCAUGAAGUUGGUGGAACAAAAACUUUAAAAAAAAGAAAAAAAAAAACAGCCACAAAAGCUAAAUGUUGUGUUAUCUUGUGCUUACCUUUUAAAGGUGGUGCUUUGAGGUAAUAUUUGUCGACAGGGGCUGUGUAGCCCAUGCCUGGGACCUCCAAUACAGCAACAUCUUUUAGGGAAAAAAUAGAUUUAAAGUAACACGCAGCUAGAAAUGUUCUCAUGGCCAAUUGCACAGAGAUGAGAGUUGAGAAAGAAAGACAGAGGGGAAAGGAAAAGAGGAAGAGUAAGCGCCAUGGGCACUGGUCAUAAUCAGGGCCUAGCCACUUCCCCAAUAUGGGGGUCACCAAUUGCAUGACAUUAGUUACAGGUAGCAAGACAGUUACAAGGAGUCAUGGAAAUCUGGGGAAUGCAAUACUGGAACCAAGAGACGAGUAUAUUUUUUAAUAAAAAAAAAACAAGGAAAUAUGUGAUAUCUGGGAGCAUUCACUGUCUGGAUCAACUAAGAAUACUUCAGUGUUUCAGGUAUUUGUGUCUUUUGUUUGAAUCACGGUUGCGAGUACUGACUUCCUCAGGUUUCACAUCUCCUACUUGGUUUAAACUCAUUAUCACAUUUCAUACUUCAGUAGUACAGUAACGACAGUACAGCUUUUUUCUGAGUACAUAACAUUUUCUGGAUGUAAUGAGUCAGUACAAUUGGUUUUCAUAAUUUGGUGUUGACUGGCUUGUGAAAUAGACCCAUCGGUGGCAGGAGGACAGUGGGAAAUAAAAAUGGUCAGUAUUUGGAAAAUGCAUAAAACAAAUAAAAUAAAAAAAAGACAAAAAAAUCUCAAAUUAUUAAAGUGAAUAUCACUGUGUAAUAUUUAUUCAACUUGUAAUUUAUGUACUCUUUUAACCUUUGUCUUUUUUUGUUAU